GUUUAGAAUCUUCGUCUACACUUGCAAUAAAGCCCAGUAUGGAACAGGUUUUCACAAAAAAUUGAUGCCCGUUUUGAUUUUGAGCAGGAACGCAUAGAACUCUGCUCACGGCUCCGCCCUGGUUAUUGUGAUGGAUGGCGCGGCUGUACCCUCUCAACCUUAUUCUCCUCAAGCAGAGAUUAAUUGGGACAGACUUGACAAAACCAAAUUCUAUGCAAUUGGGGCUGGGCUGUUUACCAGUGUCACUGUUGGCUUGUAUCCAAUAUCUGUUGUUAAGACAAGGCUGCAGGUUACUAUAAGACAAGGUUCAAAUCCAUCUGCCAUCUCAAUAUUUAGAAAUAUAUUAAAAGCAGAUGGAGUUUCUGGUCUGUAUAGAGGAUUUGGAACAGUUGUUACUGGUGCAGUUCCUGGCAGGAUAAUUUUUCUAACUACCUUAGAGACAACAAAAAUUGGUGCUCUUACAAUCACUGAAAAGCUAAAUUUACCUGAACCAACACAAGCUGCAAUAGCCAAUGGUGUUGCUGGAAUGAUUUCAUCUCUUGCCGCACAGUCAGUUUUUGUUCCUCUUGAUGUGGUAAGUCAAAGGCUUAUGGUGCAAGGCACUGCUGGUGCUAUUAAAUACAGAGGUGGUUUUGAUGCAGCUCGUAAGAUUAUCAAGACUGAUGGUAUACGUGGGUUAUAUAGAGGAUUUGGUAUGUCUGUGUUGACUUAUUCUCCUACUAGUGCUGUUUGGUGGGCAUCUUAUGGUUCAAGUCAACGUGUCAUUUGGAGGUCCUUGGGUUAUAGCAGUAAGGAUAAUAUGCAGAUGCCUAGCCAAGGACAAAUAAUUUUAGUUCAAGCUCUUGGUGGAUUUUUUGCUGGUGCUGUAGCCUCUUGUGUAACUACUCCUCUUGACACCAUCAAGACUCGGUUACAGGUUCUGGACACUGAAAGCAAACCAUCCGUUAAACGGACAAUUAAAAGGCUAAUGGACGAGGAUGGAUGGAAGGGUUUCUAUCGAGGAAUUGGUCCCCGUUUUUUUAGUAUGUCUGCAUGGGGCACAUCUAUGAUAUUAGCUUAUGAAUAUCUAAAACGUAUAUGUGCAAAGCAUGAACAUGACUAACAGAGGAAGCCAUUUUUGUAUUUUGAUCUCUUCAUUCUUGGGGAAUCCUGUAAAGCUUUUCCAAAGUGACCACCAAAUUCUUUAAUUCAUGAGGUGCGUUCAAUUUAUAAAGAUCACUAAAAUAUAGAAGACUUGUGCUGAGCUCGGCAUUACUGCUGUCGAGGAUUGGAAACAGAAGAGUGAUCAAUUAUUCAAAAUGUGCAUUGCAAUUUCUGGCACAGGAGUUUUCUAGUGGCAAAUAAAUAUAUUCAUUUGAUUUCACCAUUCUAUUUGGUUGAUAAUAUGUUGAAGAUAAAUUUUAAAAUUAAAUUCAAGUAUAGUCAUUUGUUAUGUUUUUUGCUUAUGAUUUAUAAAUCAAUGAAAAUAAAAUAUAAGAGAUUUUGGUGAGUAA
Cryptomeria japonica (Japanese cedar) is the source of this 1493-nucleotide messenger RNA. RefSeq lists its product as uncharacterized. The record is from RefSeq and is a predicted model, not a curated record. NCBI's taxonomy places the organism in Eukaryota, Viridiplantae, Streptophyta, Pinopsida, Cupressales, Cupressaceae. The transcript is spliced from 6 exons. Bases 131 to 1102 code for a protein of 323 amino acids. Gene Ontology annotation, biological process: transmembrane transport.